AUGCACGCCAUGCGAUCGAUCUAUUCCGGACAAUGGCGACUCCCGCUCGCCCGCCACGCGACCCGUCUUCUAUCGAUUGGACAAACGGUACCAGGAAGACCUAACGGCGUCUCUUUUGGCGCUCCUUCCGGCGUGAGGUCAACGACAGAGGCCACGCCAGGACUCUUCCAAUUGCCAAAUUUGCACAUUCCGUCGGACUUUUCGAAAAUCACACGAAACGUCAAGUCGCAUUGUCAUCAGCUACGACAGGAGCUGAUAACAUCGUCGCCGGGACUGCAGACGCUGUACACAUUGGACGAUGUCUCGAAUGUCAUAUGCGCAGUCAUUGAUGCGUCCGAGCUUUGUCGCAAUGUACACCCCGAUGAGAACUUUCGGCGAGCAGCUAGUGAGUGUUACACUGAGUUGUCCGACUUUAUCCAGAACUUGAAUACCGACGUGGAGAUAUUUCGGUCGCUGAAGACUGUGAUGGAAGACGAAGUUGCCGUCGAAAGCUUCACACCAGAGCAGAAGAGGAUGGGAACGUUGCUGCGCAACGAAUUUGAGCGUGACGGCAUCCAUUUGCCUCGUGCUGAGCGACAGCGAGUGAUCUCGUUGCAAAGGGAUAUCACCAAACUCAGCAUGCAGUUCCAGUCGACGAUGUAUGAUGCAAGGGACUAUGUGGAAGUGCCAGCUAAAUACAUACGAGGUAUGCCGCAUAGCAUCACGUCCGUGUGUGAGCGCAAGUGGAUGAGCCAUGACACACUGCGGGUCCCCACAGACCUGCACGUCAUGAACACAGUGUUAAAGUGGGUUGGCGACCCAGAAGUCCGGCGAAACAUGUACGUUGCUGCAAAUUCGUGUGCGAAAGAUAAUUUGCCGGUACUGGAUAAGCUGCGAGCGAAGCGGCAUGAACUUGCCCAGUGUUUGGGAUUCCCUACAUACGCUCAUCUAGCGACAAGUGACCGUAUGAUUGGAUCUCCAGAGGCUGUUGAAGUAUUUACUCGAGACAUUGCUAGACAGCUGAUGGCAAAAGCUAAGAUGGAGCAACAGCUUUUGCUGGACGCCAAGCGGAAACACGAAGGCGGUUCUGUUGACCACGUGUACAUGUGGGACUUGCCAUACUACAUGGGUAUGCUCAAGGCCCAAAAGUACGGGAUUGACUCGCGCGUAAUUGCUGCGCACUUUCCUCUCGAGAACUGUUUGAAAGGACUGCAUUUGCUGUGCUCAGCACUAUUCGGUCUGGAGUUGAAACAGGUGCCCGUGCUCAAUUCGAGCGAGUGCUGGCACGAAGACGUGGUGAAACUCGCGCUCACGCGAGACGGUGAAACGUUGGGCUACAUGUACUUCGACUUGUACAUCCGGCCAAACAAGUACAACCACGCAGCUCACUUUACUAUACGCUGUGGCAAGCGUCUGAGCGACAGGUCGUACCAGAAACCCAUCGUAGCGCUUGUUUGCAAUUUCAACAAGCCCGCGCCGGACAGCCCAUCGCUGCUGGCGCACGCUGAAGUGGAGACGCUUUUCCACGAAUUUGGUCACGCAAUGCAUUCGUUGCUGUCUCGCACUGAGUUUCAGCAUCUCUCGGGUACCCGCGCGUCUCUGGAUUUCGUGGAGACGCCGUCGCACUUGUUUGAGUAUUUCGCGUGGGACUACCGCGUCGUCCGAGAGUUCGCCCACCAUUAUCGGACAGGUGCCCCGUUGCCUGCUGACAUGAUGCAAGGGUUGCGUGCUUCCAAGACAAUGUUUGCUGCGAUGGACACACAGACUCAGUGCUUGUACUCGAUGCUGGACUUGCGGCUUUUCAAGGAGCAGCCUUUGCCUUGCAGCCCUCCAACGACUACGCAAAUGCUGCAGGAGCUGCAGAACGCUAGUACGUUGGUGCCUCACGUGGAUGGAACGUACUGGCACACACGUUUCGGACACUUGAUCGGCUACGGUGCUGGCUACUACAGUUACCUGUACGCCCGCGUGUUUGCCGCCGAUAUUUGGCAUACACACUUUAGUGGCCUCCAGAGCCCAUUGAACCGUGAAGCAGGCGAAGAAUUGUACCAAAAUCUGAUGAUGCAUGGUGGAGCCAAGGAUCCAAACGAUCUGCUUGUCGACGUGCUUGGCCGUGAGCCUUCUCCAGCAAGUUACCUCCACGAAUUGGGCGUCUAG
Messenger RNA from Hyaloperonospora brassicae, 2136 nucleotides. The record is from the annotation of a GenBank genome assembly. Lineage: Eukaryota; Oomycota; Peronosporomycetes; Peronosporales; Peronosporaceae.